Molecule: messenger RNA, 4881 nt
Organism: Sodiomyces alkalinus F11
Lineage: Eukaryota; Fungi; Ascomycota; Sordariomycetes; Glomerellales; Plectosphaerellaceae
Product: two-component system protein A
Exons: 4
Coding region: 193-4620 (1475 amino acids)
Biological process (GO): phosphorelay signal transduction system; phosphorylation
Molecular function (GO): phosphorelay sensor kinase activity; protein binding
Source: RefSeq, a predicted model, not a curated record
CGGACUUAUUUCCGUGCCUUUUACCGGUAUUGUGUAGACCAUGCCCUGAUACGAGUCCUACAUCCAAUUCGACAUCUCUUGUUUCUGAGCUGCGGGAUCCGCCCCUCGCCGCUCGCUCACGUCUAGUUCCUAGUGUUCUUGCCUUCACGAGAAACUCUGGGUGCUUCUUAUGCCCGCUCCAACGUUGCCAGAAUGGUUUCUCUCAAUCCCUCGGAUCCCGACGAUCCUGGGCAACGAGGGCAUCACUUCGCGGCCCAGGCGCGCACUGAUGGCGCAUCAGUGCCAUCCAUCCCCACCCCCGACCCAGCCGUUCCCUCUUCACCUAGCUUGCCGUCGACGUCGAUCUCAGGCCACCACCGCCAUGCUGCCGACGACUCUCACGAAGCCCCCUCCAUGACUCCCUGCGCGUCCUCGACCGGCAGGAAUCGCUUCUUACGGGAGAACUUUGGUCAUGUCCGCGACGACAACAAGCAACCCCAGUCGACAAGUCCUUUUCGAUUAUCGAUGCCCUGCAUCACUCCCGGACAGCUCGCCUUCUCCGCCAUGCAAUACCUGCCUGUCCCUCUCCUCGUGCUCAACAACCUGAAGACCGUAGUCCUCGCAAACGAGGCCAUGGGCAGGAUGCUGGGUAUCAUCGACUUCAACUCAGAUUCCGCCGACAAUAGCAACCGAGUGCUCGAACAGCUGCGCGGCCAGUCGCUGUCCCAGGUUGGCGUUGAUAUGCUGCAGGACGGCUGCCCCGUGUGGAUCACAUGGGAAUCUUUCCUCGAUUCUCUACUUUUGGAAAUGGGCUCGAGGCGGACAUGCAAGGACCGUGCGGAUAAUGAUGCCUGGCCUGGUGAUGAUGCCUGGCCUGCUGAUACCACCCCGAUGGCAGCAAAGAACGCAGCCUCUCCGGCGGCCGACCAGCCUCGGGAGUCGCACUCAUCACUGUCAGCUGCUUCUGCUGCCGGGCCCGUCAGGGAUGCCGCCGUAGAGGUUGUGAUUACCAGGAGGGGGGUCGGGAAAACGGGACCCGUUUCGCGCGACCCAUCGAACCAGCCGGACCGUCAGGUAUGUGCGAAGAUGCUCGUCUCCAUAUGGGAGAUCGAAGGUCACCAGGUCUACUUCACCAUCACCUUCACCAGUACGCAGUCACCACCAUCCGCCCUGGUCAACAGCAAGAAGUCCAUCGCCAGCCCCAACCUGCUCGAAACGGCCGAGCGGAAGUCCAUAUUCAACUCGAAUCCCCCGUCCGUCGGCUCUAGCCGCGAUUCCGGCUCGCCGUCCCUCCACGUCAGCCCCAGCGCCGUCUCGCUGUCAUCCAACCCCUUCCCUCCCAUGGGGCCCCCGUCGACCGCCGCCCACACGGGCACGCCCUCGAUCCUGCGAAAGAUGAUCCUCAUGAAAGACGCCUUGCUGGACAACACGCGCGUUCCUAUCAUCGCCAUGUGGAAGGACGGCAGCGUUUCGUUCCCGAACCGGGCCGCUCGUUUCCUGUUGCCUGACGAGACCGCCCUGGAUAACUCGGUCGACGGCUUCCAGCUCGCUUCCGCCUGGGCCAUGUGGGACGAAAGUUUCACGCGCCAGCUAGCCGUUCACGAGCUCCCCAUGUCCGUCCUCCUCCGCACCCAGACCCCCUUUACCGGUGUGCGUACCGGCAUGUAUGACAGGACCGGCGCCAAGUUGCUGUUCGACGUCACGGGCGAAGCGAUCCUUGACCACACCGCCGGCGAAUUCCUGGCCGGCGUCGUAACCUUCCGGGACAUCACCGACAUGACCCAAGAGAUCACCGAAAUCAAGAAACAAGAGGAGGAACGCUUUCGGCUCAUUUGCGACACCAUGCCCCAGCUCGUCUGGACCGCGACUCGGGACGGCCUGGUUGAUUUCUACAACACGAGGUGGUACAAGUACACCGGCCUGACGCCGGAACAGUCCCUUGGGUGGGGUUGGGCGACGGUGGUGCAUCCGGACGACGUGCAGGGGAUCGUGUCCCGUUGGAAACGCUGCUUGGCCACGGGGCUCCCGCUCGAUACGCAGUACCGGUUUUAUAAUAAGAACGGCGAGUGGCGCUGGAUGCUGGGUCGCGCGCUGCCGCUCAGGAACAGGGUCACGAACGAGAUUGAGAAGUGGUUCGGGACCUGCACCGACGUUCACGAGAGCAUCGAGGCCACGCUGACGGCGAAGCGGACAAGGCAACAUUUACUCAGCGUCAUCGCACAUUCCCACGUCACCAUCUUCACGGUAGAUGCCAACCGAAACCUGACCAUGCUGGAGGGCGCCCUCAUGUGGGACGCCGUCGACGCCGGAUCUAGCAGCAGCGGCAGAAGCAGCAGCAGCAGCAGCAGCAGCAGCAGUAGCAGUAGUAGCGGCGACUCCAGCUGGUAUAUUGGCGAAAACAUGUACAACGUGUUCAAUCGCCUAAAUCCACAGAUGCCGUCGGGGGAAAAGCCAAAGUUCCUACGGCCCAUCGAGGGUAUGCUUAACGGCCAGAUGGACGAGAUGCUCGAAGAACACGGCAUGGGCGGCCGCUGGUAUCGGACGCGAUUUAUCCCCAUCCUUGGCAAAUCGAGGACCGACCACGGCGACCAGGCGGGAGACGACAACGCCCAGCAGACUCCGGUCGAAGGUGUCAUCGGCGUCAUCAUGGACGUCACCGAGCUGAAGGAGAAACAGAUGGUGUUGGAAGAGGAAGCCAAAGAAAAGAAACAAGCCAUGGCCAACGAGGCGGCGGCCAAAGAAGCCAACAGGCUGAAAAGCCAGUUUCUCGCCAAUAUGUCCCACGAGAUUCGCACUCCCAUCACGGGCGUCAUCGGCAUGGCGGAGCUGUUGCAGGAUAUGGAGCUCAAUGCCGAGCAGCGCGACUACGUCGAAAACAUUCAGAGGUCGGCCAAUGCUCUGCUGACCGUCAUAAACGACAUCCUAGACUUCUCCAAGGUCGAGUCGGGUCGACUCGAUAUUGAAGAGGUCCAGUUCUCGCUUUCGGUCAUCGUCAAGGACGUGAGCAAAAUGCUGAGCUUCGCAGCCCAACGCAAGAACUUGGCUUUCCAGUCGGACAUCGCAAGCGACAUCGCGAAAGGGCUGGUCGUCAUUGGGGAUCCGGGCCGCGUUCGACAAAUCAUCACCAACCUGUUGACGAACAGCAUCAAGUUCACCAAUCAAGGGCGUGUCAGGUUCAGCGUGCAACGGGAAGACGAGACGGCCGAUUCCAUAGUAGUCAAGUUCACGGUCGAGGACACGGGCAUCGGAAUCGAGAAUGAAGUGCUCGAUAAGCUCUUCCAGCCUUUCAGCCAAGGGGAUGCGUCGACUGCGAGGCGGUUUGGCGGUACGGGUCUCGGGUUGACCAUUUGCAAGAACCUCUUGGACCUGAUGAACGGGAGAAUCACGCUGGACUCUCACGUCAACAAAGGAACUACGGCAACAUUCUGGAUCCCGUUCAACAAGACCCAAUCCCCCCAAGAAGGGGCCGACUCUCUGGUCGAAAUUGACGGCUUGCACGACAGAUUCCAGUCGGCCAUGAGCAUGUCAUGCAGCAGCUCAGACUUGGAGCAGUCCGGUGCCACACAGCCCUGGUCCUCCGAGUUUGCGUCUGAGAGGAAGUUGAGCCUCCAGGGUCCGCGAACACCUCCAACCACAGAAGGCGGCGCCACCUCACUUUAUAGCCAGCCCAGGCUUCAUGUGCUUGUCGUAGAGGAUAACGCUAUCAAUCAACAAAUCGCGACUAAAACCAUCAAGAAACUCGGGUAUGACGUAUCUGCUGCGUGGAAUGGCAAGGAAGCGCUCGAGUACUUGGGCGCGGCGCAACAGGGCAAGCAUCCCAAACCCGACAUCAUCUUGAUGGACGUGCAGAUGCCUGUGAUCGACGGCUACAAAUGCACACACCUCUUGCGCCGUCAUGCUCCGUACAACACGUACGUGCAGGACAUUCCCAUCGUGGCGAUGACGGCGUCCGCAAUACAAGGAGACAAGGAGAAGUGCAGAAAGGCGGGCAUGGACGACUACCUUGCGAAGCCCGUCAAAGGCAAGACGUUGGAGCGCAUGCUUCUGCGGUGGAGCCAGACGAGGCGUCGAGGCUCCAUGCAGAGGCUCCCGACGUCGUACCGGCAGCCCUCGGAAUGCUCUGACCAUGCCGAGCAUUGCAGCAGCGCAGACAUUCCCGGCGUCGGACUGGAAGAGCAACAAGCCACUUCUACUACGGCAUCUCAGCGAAGAAGUGACGCGGGGGAUAAUUCCCCGGAGGAGCAGGCUCGGUCGCCGGAGGUCCCGGUAGAGACCAGCCAAGGAAAAGCAGAACCGUCCCCGUUGGACUCGUCAACGGCACCCAACAACAUGCAAGCCGUCCUGCGGUCCGAUACGGCCGAGAUGGACCAGUACGCACAGGAUGAUAAGCUCAUCGUUGCGGCCGGUGGCUCAGAAGAACCUUUACGACACGGGGGGUGUUCGUUCGGACAACCGGCACCUGCUGUCGAUUCUUUGACCGAAGCAAAUAUGGAGAAGCAUCAGUUGGAGGGCGAGGCGAUUGAGCGAGAGAGGCAACGACACCACAAUCAUCAUCCUCGGGUGAUGAUGAAAGAAGGGCCUCCUUCCUCUGGCGACGACAGAUUUGGGACGCACACACGGAGCACCAGCCCAGAUUCCUAGCAACGGCACGAAAGACAUGACGACGUUGGGAGGAAGACACAAGGAGUGAUGGAUGGCGGGUAAUCUCAGGAGUCACCCAGCCUUUACCAAAUAUCUUUGACCCUUUUUCGAAUAAUGGCCUAUUGUUUUGCUGCCAGGUUUUGGGAAUCACAUUUGGGCGACAUCUUUGUCACUGGGGGGUUUGGACGGAAAGGUUACAAGCAGCAAGCAACAUUAGCGAUUUCUGAUUUUUUUUUAUUCUUUUGUAGAAGGAAAGCAGAA